Molecule: messenger RNA, 1752 nt
Organism: Ostrea edulis (European flat oyster)
Lineage: Eukaryota; Metazoa; Mollusca; Bivalvia; Ostreida; Ostreidae
Product: ficolin-2-like
Exons: 4
Coding region: 347-1024 (225 amino acids)
Source: RefSeq, a predicted model, not a curated record
AUUCUUAGCUCGUAGUCACAUUUUAAAAUUUCAAUCGCUCCACACAUUCAGUAUACAGAUGUAAAUAUCGUAUUUGUUAAUUGCUGCAGCUGCUAUGAUAUAUUUGUUAAUUCAUGUCAUGUUGUGCUUGAUAACUGCAUCGAUAUUUGGACAUGGUGGAGAAUUUUGAAAAAAAAUUCGAUUUUCAAACAAACAUACUAUUUGGUUUAAGAAAAACAUGUACAUUUGAUUACAGUAUGAGGCAGUCAACGCGCUUCAUGAUGUAUGCCGGGGUGAAGCGUCACAAUUCAUAGUCCAAUGUAUUUUCAAAAAUAAAAUUUAUUUCUUCUCUUUCCUUUAUGAAUUUAUGUAUUUUCUCAUGACGAACAUCCUCACGAAUAACACAAACACUUUUUUGUUAGGUACAAGUUGUUCAGACUGCGCAUGCCUCACUUCUUUUGGAUCAGCCAUUGGUGUUCAAACUCUUACUGUUAAUAGUCAACCGUUGGAAGUGCAGUGUUAUUCUGGGACACAUUCGUGGACUGUUAUACAGAGAAGAGUGGAUGGAUCUGUAGCAUUUAACAGAGAUUGGGUAGCAUACAAAAAUGGAUUUGGUUCUCUUUCCUCGGAGUUUUGGCUUGGAAACGACAACAUUCAUCAAUUGACCAACAGCGGUCUGACUUACCUGCGGAUUGAUCUCAUGGAUAACGCUGGAGUGUGGAAGUAUGCAGAAUAUAGUACCUUUACUGUAGACAAUGAAGCCAAUCAGUACAGACUCAAUAUUUCCGGGUAUUCUGGUGACGCAGGAGACAGCAUGGCAUAUCAUGAUGGCAUGCUUUUUAGUACCUAUGAUAGAGACAACGAUCUGUGGACUAACAACUGUGCCUUGAACAGGUUAGGUGGAUGGUGGUACAAAAAUUGUCAUGAGGCGAACCUCAACGGAGAAUACGGUAACACCGACUAUUCCAAUGGUAUCAACUGGAAUGCAUGGCAUGGUUUUUACUACUCCAUGACAGAAGUCAGGAUGAUGAUUCGUAAACCCUAGGCGUGACCAUUCCUUCGAAGAAAGUUUCCUUCUAGAGACAUAGAAAUACUGAUAAUAACAAGAGUUUGCAGUUGUAAAACUAUUUACAAAAUGUCGGUCCUCUCUUCACACACAAUAGCUUAUAGAAUACAUCCGUAUAUGUCCUAGAGAGUAUGCGGUCUAAAUGAACUGAUGUGUAGCAAUGAAGAAGUGUGGAUAACCUAUGGGAUCGGAGUUAGUUUUAGUCUUUACAGAAAGCUCAAUCCUUAUUAGUUCCAGUUGAUCAAUGACUUUAGGCCAAACAAAUGCAAUAGGUUUUUCUUACACAUUUCGGAUAUAGGAGGGAACAUUUAAAAGAUCUCUGACCUCGAUGUAGCAUGAUGCUUCUACGCAUUUUAAGUUCGUUAUUUCCUAAUGAUAUUUCAUAAUUUUGUGAACUAUAAUUCUGCUUCAGACAAAAAUGUGGGAUUUUUUAAAAUGUAAACAUACACCUCUGUUUUUGUAUGUCUGACAUCUUGAAAAAGGUGGCAACAUUAAAAAAUAGUGAAAAUAAUUUCUGUUGAUUAAAAAAUCUCCUGAACCAUUGGCGCAAAAAAGCGAAAAUUUGAGUUAUUAAAUUUGUUCAAACCACAAACCUUGGGACGAGAUUUGGGCCAUAAUGAUGUUUUUAAGUUUUAAAGGUAUCAAUCUUCUCCUUUAGAGAACUUAUAUCAUGAAUAAUAAUAUAUGUAGGUAUAAACCUUCUUUAA